Molecule: messenger RNA, 1023 nt
Organism: Ruditapes philippinarum (Manila clam)
Lineage: Eukaryota; Metazoa; Mollusca; Bivalvia; Venerida; Veneridae
Exons: 5
Coding region: 53-427 (124 amino acids)
Source: RefSeq, a predicted model, not a curated record
CAACUCGAAGCAAGUCUGUGUGGACAAGAACAACCUAUGUGUACCCUAUGACAUGUCACCAAAAUGUAAAUGCAAGAAACUCAAAGUGAAAGGAUGUGAGGACAUGCUCGGAAGAUCCGUGUGCAAAUACGGUGAAGUUUGUCUCGACAAAAAGACUGGAAAUUCUUGUAAUAAUAAACAAUCCAAGGAGUGCAAAUGUACCGUGCAAAAGGAGACCGCUCCUGAAAAUACACCUAAAGGUAUAGGUUGUUAUGUCGCUGUUGAUUUGAUCAAGAUAUUUAUACCGUUAGACCACAAAUUCCACACUAUAAACCAGAUGCCGUGUAAAGAGUGUAUGUGCAUGCCGAGAUACCCACACUAUGUUGAUUUUUGCCGCGUCAAACCAAAUUGUAACGGUGCUAUUCACCUGUUUGUCAAAGUUCCUUAGAGUGAAAAACCUGGGGCAAUCAUAAGACAAGAGAGGAAAUUAUGUUUUCUUAAAAAUGACGAUUUUUAUGUCUCAAUGCUUAUCAUUUACAUACAUAUCAUCUCGCUAACAUAAUAUCAAAAAUGUAACUCGUCUUAAGUUUUAAAAUUUCAUAAGCUUAUUUUAAAAAACUGUUCCCUUUUCUUAAAAUAUCUGAUUUUAUACAGCACAUAAUUUUUCGGAAAUGUUUCCCUUGUGUUACAAGGCACCCGGAAACAAAACAUGUUUAAAUUCUUUUUGUGUGGCCUAUUGCAAAUACAAUUUCAACGUUCACAUUUUUUUAUAAUAAAGAAUUUUCCUAAUCUUUCCAGUGACUGUUUUUUUCCUUAGAUCACCUUUGAAUUAUACAACUGCUGUUUUCAGAUGUGUUUAAAAUCUUAUGUGUUUUACGUGUAUUAUUUUUCCAUUUAUUCAAAAAACAUUUAUGUUGAUUUUUAAGUUAUUUUCCAAAUCAGUGUUUAAGUUUGACAUGACUGGUGAAGUACAUGGAGCUCUAUCCAAUUAAGGAUCUGGCCAGCUAGGUUAUUGGAUAUAUCAUCAUACAACAUAUAUGAGCC